Molecule: messenger RNA, 2100 nt
Organism: Alternaria atra
Lineage: Eukaryota; Fungi; Ascomycota; Dothideomycetes; Pleosporales; Pleosporaceae
Exons: 2
Coding region: 1-2100 (699 amino acids)
Source: RefSeq, a predicted model, not a curated record
AUGCCUCAAGGGCACAUCCAAGACCAGGUCUAUGCGGCCUCUAUCAACGAUCCCGAGGAGUUCUGGCAGCGUCAAGCGAAUAAUCUACACUGGCAUAAGAAGCCGUCUAAAGCGUUCCAAAGGAGUACCAAGCACUUGAAGAAGAGCAAUGUGUCGCAUGAGCACUGGGAAUGGUUUGCCGAUGGUGAGAUCUCGACGACAUAUAAUUGUGUAGAUCGCCACGUGGCCAAUGGCAACGGCGAGAGGGUAGCGAUAUGCUGGGAUAGUCCGGUGACCAGUCAGAAAGAGCAGUACACGUACAAGCAACUGUUGCAAGAAGUGGAGACACUGGCAGGUGUGUUGAGGGAAGAGGGUAUCAAGAAAGGCGAUGUCGUAUUGAUUUACAUGCCGAUGAUACCGGCUGCGCUAUUUGCUAUGCUGGCCAUCGCCCGGCUUGGAGCUAUACACGCAGUUGUGUUUGGUGGCUUCUCACCUGCAGCACUGGCUCAGCGGAUCGAGGCAAGCCGCCCUGUUGCGAUCAUGACUGCGUCUUGCGGAAUUGAAGGAGCGAAGAAACCUGCCGAAUACAAGUCGAUGAUCGAGGGUGCUGUUCAUAAGAGUAGCUUCAAGCCAUCCAAGACGAUCGUCUGGCAGAGGGAGCAGCUAAGAUGGGACCCGGUAGUCAAAGAGGAGGGUCAGAGAAACUGGCAACGGCUAGUCAAAAGCGCGAAGAAUAGAGGCUUGAAAGCCGAUGCUGUGCCUAUCAAGAGCGGUGAUGGACUGUACAUUAUCUACACCUCUGGAACUACUGGACUUCCAAAGGGCGUCGUUCGCUCAGCAGGUGGUCAUGCUGUUGGGCUGAACUUCUCUAUCAAGUACCUGUUUGGUGUUCAUGGCCCGGGUGACGUUAUGUUCACAGCAAGCGACAUCGGUUGGGUUGUUGGGCACUCUUACAUUGUCUAUGCUCCGCUGCUAGCUGGUGCUACUACUGUUCUGUUCGAAGGCAAACCUGUCGGAACUCCCGAUGCGAGCACCUUUUGGCGCGUCAUCGAAGAGUACAAAGUAACCACCAUGUUCACCGCUCCUACAGCUCUACGAGCAAUCCGUAGGGAUGACGGUGAUAACGAGUUCUUCGAAGCAAGAGGACAGAAGGGUGCGUUAAAGACGCUCAGGGCGCUGUUCCUAGCUGGAGAAAGAAGCGAACCGAGCAUCAUCCAGAUGUACCAAAAAUUACUAGCAAAGCACUGCGCUCCUGGUGCGAUGGUCGUGGACAAUUGGUGGUCCUCUGAAUCCGGCUCACCUAUCUCUGGAAUCGCACUUAGCGCCUCUGCCGGACUGGAUUUCUCCUCACAAGAGCGACCUGCGCCGCUUCCAAUCAAACCUGGUUCGGCUGGAAAAGCCAUGCCUGGGUUCGACGUACGUAUCGUGGAUGACUCGGGCAAAGAGGUGAAGAGAGGCGAGAUGGGUAAUAUCGUCAUGGCGAUACCACUUGCUCCAACGGCGUUCACUACACUCUGGGAAGACGAAGAACGCUUCUACAAGGGCUACAUGAAGAGAUUCGACGGGAAGUGGAUUGAUACUGGCGAUGCUGGCAUGAUUGACGAGGAGGGCUACAUUUCGAUCAUGGCACGAGCAGAUGAUGUGAUUAACGUUGCGGCACAUCGCUUUAGUACUGGUGCCAUCGAGCAAGCUAUCACGACACAUACUUCCAUCGCCGAAGCAGCCGUAGUCGGCAUCCCCGACGCUUUGAAGGGCCAUCUCCCUUUCGCUUUCAUCACGCUGUCCACCCACCACCAUCCCGAAUCCGCAGUCGCAGACGACAAACUCCUCGCUGAAGUCCAACGCCUAGUACGUGAACAAAUCGGUGCCAUUGCAAGCCUCGGUGGCAUCAUACAGGGCAAAGGAAUGAUCCCAAAGACAAGGAGUGGCAAGACGUUGAGGCGAGUGCUACGCGAACUACUGGAGAAUGCCACACAUGGAGAGUUCGACAAGGAAGUUAGUGUUCCGAGUACGAUUGAAGACCGGGAGGCUGUCAACGUUGCGAGAGAGAAGGUUAGGGAGUAUUUCAAGGUCAAGGGGAGGGAUUUGCACAAGGCUACAGAGGCAAGGGCGAAGUUGUAG